Messenger RNA from Exophiala mesophila, 2537 nucleotides. RefSeq lists its product as uncharacterized. The record is from RefSeq and is a predicted model, not a curated record. Lineage: Eukaryota; Fungi; Ascomycota; Eurotiomycetes; Chaetothyriales; Herpotrichiellaceae. Gene Ontology annotation, molecular function: protein serine/threonine phosphatase activity. Bases 196 to 2121 code for a protein of 641 amino acids. Gene Ontology annotation, biological process: protein dephosphorylation. The transcript has a single exon.
CCUCCGCCAUCGUCCAUCAUCUCUCCCUGCGUUUCACAACCACCGACGACGACUUCAUACUCUUGUCACGCAUCCCCCUCUCUCAAAACACGGACGGAUCAAUGUCCAAUCCUCGGUCUUCGACUCGCAUCUGACGUCGGUCGUCUCUCCCUCUCCCUUUCUUCAGAUUUGUGAUCCGAUCCUCACACCGUCUCCAUGCGUCGAGCCACCGUCUUUGCCCUUCGAACGGCCCGUCGCUCCACCAUUCGAAAGUUCCUCGCCAAAGCCUCCCUCUCUGCUUCCAGUUAUGGACUAAGCUCUGCACGUCCUGCCUUCCACGUUAGAACCUAUAGCUCCUCGCGACAACCCCUUCAGGCUUCUAUGCGUUUGCCUAAACUUCCGUUGGCCUUUAUUGGGACAUUGGGGGCCAUUAGUGCAUAUUACGCCUAUAGAGGGGAUGGGCCGCAGCAUCUUCUAGCUCAAACAAACCCAGCAUCGUCACAGUCCGCCAGAGCUCUAACUUCCACGUCGCCUGCCGCUUCUGCCACGGCCCCAUCUCCAGCCGCAGCCACCCAAGACCAAAACCGAAAAGCUUUAGUGGUAGAUAACGAUCAGUUCUUCACCGGUUCCAUCGUUGGGGACGGACCGUUAGCUAAGGAUACUGACGACUUCGGUCGCAAAGUCCUGGAGAUGAUGACCCCAGAGCAGGCCACCGAAAGACUGCGGAAGAAUGAACAAUCUUUUCUCGUCGGUCGCGGACGAGGCGUGGUGAGAUAUGAUGUCGUCCAGCUUCCCAGCAAUGAUCCCAUCGAAGAUGAUCAUGCGGAGAAGAUUGUAGAAGUUCCAAACUCGGUUGCAGCCACUCUCGAUGGUCAGAACUCGUCGGAUUGGAUGUUUUGGGGUGUCUUCGACGGCCAUUCGGGUUGGACCACUUCAGCCAAGCUCCGCCAGGUCCUCAUCUCAUUUGCGGCUCGCGAGCUGAACAGCACCUACAAAGCCGCUCUGUCCAAUACCAAGUCACCUUUCCCACCUCCUGCCGCAAUAGAUGCCGCCCUCAAGUCUGCCUUCGUCAAAUUGGAUAAUGAAAUUUGUCUGGACAGUGUCAAUACCCUCAACAAAAACCCCUCGAAGCGUCUCGCCGCCGAGCUUCUUGCCCCAGCUCUUUCUGGAUCCUGUGCGCUCCUUUCAUUUUACGAUUCACAAAGCAAAACUCUGCGUGUCGCUUGCACGGGUGACUCACGCGCCAUUCUUGGCCGUCGGAAUCCAGUGACUGGUAAAUGGUCCGCAACUCCUUUGUCAGAAGACCAAACGGGUAGCAAUCCCAAUGAAGAGGCUCGCAUGCGUGCCGAGCACCCCGGUGAACCGAAUGUCAUCCGUGCUGGACGUGUUCUAGGCAAUCUCGAACCUACCCGAGCAUUUGGUGACGCGUUCUAUAAAUGGUCACGGGAAACUCAAGACCGAGUAAAGAGACAUUGGUUCGGCCGUACGCCACAUUCAUUACUCAAAACACCACCGUAUGUGACUGCAGAGCCUGUUGUCACGAGCACAAAGAUUGAGCCUGGCAAAGGUGACUUUGUCGUAAUGGCAACUGACGGUCUGUGGGAAAUGCUGACUAACGAAGAAGUGGUCGGUCUGGUGGGUCAAUGGAUUGAACAACAAAAUAAAAAUGCGCAGGGCAAGGGAUCAAACUCAAGCACAGCUUGGCUUACGUCGUGGUUCUCGUCUUCUUCGUCUAAUGCCCUCCCAGUGGAAAAGGGCGGCAACAUGGACAAGACUGGACGAGUGGACAGUUCCAAACCAGGAGCCGAUGGCAGCAAGAAUGGUGGCUCUGCUGAGAAGCCUAUCCGCCAGCAACAAUGGGCUGUGACAGAGAACAACAGUCGGUUCGUUGUCGAGGACAAGAAUGCUGCCACUCACCUGAUUCGCAAUGCCCUUGGCGGCAAAGACCGGGACAUGGUCUGCGCCCUACUCACCUUGCCCAGCCCGUAUUCAAGACGGUAUCGUGACGAUCUGACCGUCGAAGUGAUUUUCUUCGGUGAGGGAGAUGCUGGAAAGAGUAAGGGUGGUGCGGGGCCCGGGGCCGUGGUCAUCAAUUCCGAGGCCAGUGCCAGUGAACAAGGCGAAAUUAAACCGAAACUAUAGAACGUCACAAGGAGGAAGUGAAACGACCAACGGUCGAAAGAUUUGCUGCUGGCAAGAUAUAUGACUUCUCGGGACAAACCGAAACCCAAUGUGGUGACGAAGGACCUCCCUUUCCAGGCUGUCGACGAGCAAUGGUCUUCCUGCCAUUAGCAAUCGACGACAUGAGGCCCGCACCCGACUACGAACAACCACAGUCUAUAUACUGAUGUUCAAAAGGAGGCAGGGGGCAUAAGUUUGGUAUAGACCAAGGGUCAAGUUGGAGGCGUCAUGUCAGACCAGACUCUUUUCUUCAUCUUUGUGUAUUUAUAUAUUUACAGUCUACAAUCCGCACCGGUGGAACCGAGCCAACCAUCAAUACAGCUAGCCACUGAAGGUUGCACAACUGUGGUAUUUCGCACUCUGUCCGUCGAGAUUUA